GUUCCGCCUGCUAACUUCACUUCCGAUCAAUCGCAUCUCGGCGCGCCUUCAGUCGAGCUUCAAGCGGCGCGAGAAAGAGCCCGGCGGGCGAAAGAACGAUGGCCCCACCUUUGUCCUCCGCACAGACCGGCCAACCAACUGAAAUCAAUGAAUUUGCGAACCAUGUCGCCGCGCAAAUGGAGGGCUUUGCGCACGCCACGGACAUUGCCGAGGAAGCAAUUGCUCGGGAUCUGGAAGAGGACAACUCGAAAUCCGAGCCUGAAGAUACCGAUGGCGACGAUGAAUCGUCCUCAGGAUCCUCGACCAUUCGACAGUAUUCCAUGAUCAACUCCUACCGCCGACCAUCCUACGUCAACCCUGGACCUCGAGGAUUAGCCAUUGUAUCAUCCAGUGUACCGGAAAGUUCUUUCUUAUCCACGUCGGCAAAGAAGCACAAUUACUUGUCGAAGAAAGAGCGAGAAUCUGUGAGAGAAGAUGAGCGGAGCUUGCUCCGCGAUAACAAUCUGUUGCUGCCAAAGCACCCUCGAUCAGGCAGUGUGGGACCAGCUACCAGGAUAGGACCGAAGACCUCUUUCUCGAUCCUGCGAAAGGUCCGCAGCACGCCUGAUGAGGAGUCUGGUGGCCACGACGAUGCGUCAGAACGUGAUGCUCUUCUUGGAGGUGCUGGAGGCGAUCCGGAUCAGCCAUAUGGUGGUCUCGAUACGCCGAAGACUAUCAAUAAGAAGUGGAAUGAAGCAGUUGCAGCGGGCAAGAUCAACACAAGCUGGAAGCGAGAGACCAAAGUCUUGACCAAGAGCUCUGCACCCAUGAUCCUGACCUUCUUACUGCAGUACAGUCUUCCCGUAGCCAGUAUCUUCACCGUUGGCCACAUCGGCAAGACUGAGUUGGGCGCCGUGUCACUGGCGUCUAUGACUGCCUCCAUUACCGGAUACGCCGUCUAUCAAGGCCUCGCAACUUCCCUCGAUACUCUCUGCGCCCAAGCCUACGGCUCCGGCCGCCCACAUCUCGUAGGCCUGCAACUGCAGCGCAUGCUCGCCUUCCUGCUGCUCAUCACGAUCCCAAUCGCCAUAAUCUGGGCCUUCGGAACACAACUCCUCUCGCUCAUCGUCCCCGAGCAAGAAACCGCACGCCUCGCAGGUCUCUACCUGCGCGUCUUGAUCUUCGGCGCGCCAGGCUACGCGGCCUUCGAGUCUGGAAAACGCUACGUCCAGGCCCAAGGCCUGUUCAGCGUGAACAUGUACAUCCUGCUUAUCUGCGCCCCGCUCAACGCUUUCCUGAACUGGCUGUUCGUAUGGCAUCUGGGCUGGGGCUUCAUCGGCGCGCCGAUCGCUGUGGCUAUCACCGAGAACAUUUUGCCUAUCAUGCUAUUCCUGUACGUUCGCUUUAUCGACGGGUAUCAGUGCUGGGGCGGCUUCGACCGCCGCGCACUCAAGAACUGGACGCCGAUGAUUAAACUCGCGCUCCCGGGCUUGGUCAUGGUGUUAGCCGAGUUCCUCGCUUUCGAAGUCCUCACGCUCUCCUCCUCAUGGCUCGGCGAGACUGAACUCGCGGCCCAAUCUGUGCUGGGAAGUAUCACGGGUAUCACGUUUCAGAUCCCGUUCCCGAUGAGUGUGGCUGCGUCGACGCGCAUCGCUAACCUAAUCGGCGCGACGCUCGCGGUGCCUGCGAAGACGGCGGCCAAGGUCGCUGUUGUAGCGAGUAUUAUUGUUGGCUUUGGGAAUCUGCUGCUGUUGAGUUUGUUGAGAGAGCAGAUCCCUCGCCUCUUCACGCCCGAUGAGGAAGUCAUCGAUCUCGUCGCUAAACUGCUCCCGCUGUGCGCGACGUUCCAGGUCUUUGAUGCGCUGGCGGCGAAUUGUAAUGGUAUCUUGCGUGGUCUGGGGAGGCAGGAGAUUGGUGGGUAUGUAGGGCUCUUUGCAUACUAUGUUAUUGGUAUGCCGAUUAGUUUUGGAACGGGCUUUGGGGCAGGGUGGGGGUUAUAUGGUCUAUGGGCUGGCCCGGCUGUUGCGCUUGGUGUUGUGAGUUUGAUUGAGAGUGUGUUCAUUUAUAGGACAAGUUGGGAGAAGGCGGUUGAACAGGCGAAGGUCAGGAAUGCUGCGAACUAGAAGUAGCUUGUCGGCAAAGAAGUCAGAUAAGGUGCUUCUCGAAGAUAUUGCUGCAUGUUGUCACUCACAAGGCUUGCCGUAUGGGUUUGAUUGUGGAGGCAUGAACCUUCUGGUUCUGGUACAGUGAAUUGCAAAAAUGUGCAGACUCCCCUGACCUUGGUACAGUGAUGCGUACAGUAGGUACGUACCGUGGUUC
This is a messenger RNA of Macroventuria anomochaeta, 2298 nucleotides long. RefSeq names its product MATE efflux family protein. NCBI's taxonomy places the organism in Eukaryota, Fungi, Ascomycota, Dothideomycetes, Pleosporales, Didymellaceae. The coding region runs from base 99 to 2102 and encodes 667 amino acids. Gene Ontology annotation, molecular function: antiporter activity; xenobiotic transmembrane transporter activity. The transcript has a single exon. Gene Ontology annotation, cellular component: membrane. Gene Ontology annotation, biological process: xenobiotic detoxification by transmembrane export across the plasma membrane. The record is from RefSeq and is a predicted model, not a curated record.